AUGGUCAACUCCUGUUGUGGUUCUGUCUGCUCUGAGCAGGGCUGUGACCAAAGUCCCUGCCAGGAAAGCUGCUGCCAACCCAGCUGCUGUCAGACCACCUGUUGCCAGACCACCUGCUGCCGUCCCAGCUGUGGAGUGUCCAGCUGCAGCCGCCCAGUCUGCUGCCAGACCACCUGCCGUCCCAGCUGUGGAGUAUCCAGCUGCAGCCGCCCAGUGUGCUGCCAGACCACCUGCCGUCCCAGCUGUGGAGUGUCCAGCUGCUGCCGCCCAGUGUGCUGCCAGACCACCUGCCGUCCCAGCUGUGGCGUGUCCAGCUGUUGCCGCCCAGUGUGCUGUCAGACCACCUGCCGUCCCAGCUGUGGAGUGUCCAGCUGUUGCCGCCCAGUGUGCUGUCAGACCACCUGCCGUCCCAGCUGUGGAGUGUCCAGCUGCAGCCGCCCAGUCUGCUGCCAGACCACCUGCCGUCCCAGUUGUGGAGUGUCCAGCUGCAGCCGUCCUGUCUGCUGCCAGACCACCUGCCGUCCCAGCUGUGGAGUGUCCAACUGCUGCCGCCCAGUGUGCUGCCAGACCACUUGCUGUAGUACAACUUGCUGUCGCCCCUCUUGUUGA
Molecule: messenger RNA, 609 nt
Organism: Chionomys nivalis (European snow vole)
Lineage: Eukaryota; Metazoa; Chordata; Mammalia; Rodentia; Cricetidae
Product: keratin-associated protein 4-1-like
Exons: 1
Coding region: 1-609 (202 amino acids)
Cellular component (GO): keratin filament
Source: RefSeq, a predicted model, not a curated record